Messenger RNA from Meloidogyne enterolobii, 1317 nucleotides. The record is from the annotation of a GenBank genome assembly. Lineage: Eukaryota; Metazoa; Nematoda; Chromadorea; Rhabditida; Meloidogynidae.
AUGUUAUCAAUCAAUCAAUCAACUCCUUUAAAUUAUUUUUAUGACAAAAUUAGCAAUAUUCCCGUUGUUUUGAAAUCUAUUGAAUUUUAUGGUGUUACAAUGACUAAACGUGAUGCUUUAAUUAAAGAAGUUUCUGAAUUAUUUAAUGCAAAAAAUUUAGAUCAACUUAUUAAAAUGGCAAAUACGGCUUCUAUUCAUAUGCAGAAAAUGGGCCUUUUUGAAGUUUGUUUACCAAAAAUCGAUACUUCAGGUGAUUCUGAUUAUUCUGUCAAAUUUACUGUUCAAGAGAAUAAAAGACCUAUAAAAUUAAAUAUAAAAAUGGAAAUGAAGACAAGUGGAGAUACUGAUGCGGGUGUUACUGCUAGAAGAACUAACAUAUUUGGCCGUGGAGAGUGUGCAGAAUUAAAUUAUUCUAAAGGAAUUAAAGAACAUGGAGGGUAUAAUUUUGGAUUCACAGCUGUAAAACCAUUUCUUGGCUGGGAAAAUUAUAAUAAUUUGAGUGCCCAUUUAUUCAAAAACACUGAUUAUUUUCGAUGGAAUAAAUGUGAUUCUGUAGAGAAUGCUGCUGUUUUACAAUUAAAUACCGGAUUUUUAUCUAAUCGAAUUAUCUCUUCUUUGAGGCUAAAUAUGAUUUGGCGUCUUUUUCUUCCAAAAAACGAAACUCCAUUUCCCAUUCGUGAACACGCUGGCCAUACAACAAAAUUCUCUGUUGAACAUUUAAUUUAUAAAGAUACUAGAGAUAGAUUAAUAAUUCCAGAAUUUGGGUCUUUAUAUAAAUUAACUAAUGAAUUGGCUGGUUUGGUUGGGGAUACUUCUUUCUUCAAAUCAAUUUUUGAUUAUCAGACAUCCAUCACAGACCCAUUUUAUGGUUUAAUAUUUUCUUUAUCAACUCGUUUUGCUUUUAUAAAAUCUUUGGGUCAAAGAGAAUGUUUACAUUUACUUGACAGAAUUUAUUUGGGUGGCCCCUAUGAUUUGAGAGGAUUUGAACAAAAUUCAAUUGGAAUCCAAACAGAAAAUUGUUCUCUUGGCGGUGUUGCUUCUUUCUCUAAUGUUUUUCAUAUUUAUGCGCCUUUAAUACCUUCUGACACGGUAUUUGCCCAUUUAUUUCUCGCUUCUGGUUCAUUAAGUUUAAAACACUCAAAUAAUUUAUUGACCGAUCUCAUAAUGAAGCAAAGAAUUUCAGCGGGUAUUGGAUUGGCAAUUAAUUUUUUUAAUACUGCCCGACUUGAAUUAAAUUAUGUUUUGCCUCUUCGUUAUUUUCCUGGGGAUAAUUGUUCGUCUGGAUUACAAUUUGCUGCGGGAAUUAAUUUUUUGUGA